UAUAAAAGUUAUGAAUUGGCUAAAUAAAAUUUAAUUUAUUAGCUGCAUGUGAAAUUUUAAGUUCAGUUCAAGUGAAACUCUCAACAAAUUGGCUAACACAAUCCCAAAAAGAAAACAACAAACAAAUUUUAUUUUGUUUUCAUAUAAUUUACAAAAACUUAAACAAAAACAAAACAUCUGCAGACUUCAACAAAAUUGUUACUGUGCGCCAUACAAAUUAUAAAAGCAUUAUGGACAACUAAAGCAAACUAGCACAGCAAAAAGUCACACACACACAGACAGAAAACAUUUGCAUCGAAGGCGAAAUUAACUGCAAAUCGCAAAUCGACGCCGGAAGGCGCUAACCACAACAACAACAACAGCAAGAAAAUAACAAAAGCAACCAGACAAAAUGCAACAGCUACAAAAGUUGAUCUGCAUCUGCAGCUGCAUCUUGGUCAGCAUCUGUGUGAGCCAAACGGUGGCGUUGGCAAAUUGCCCUCCCGGCUGCCAGUGCGACGACAAUACUUUGGUGGUUCAGUGUGGUGAAGGCCAGCUGGACGUGCUGCCCAUAGCACUGAAUCCCUCCAUUCAGCGUUUGGUGAUCAAGAGCAACAAGAUCAAGACCAUCGACUCGUCCAUACAGUUCUAUGCGGAGCUGACGUUCUUGGAUCUGUCGCAGAACCAUCUGAUGACCAUACCACAGCGCACAUUUGCCUACCAGAAGAAGCUGCAGGAGGUGCAUCUGAACCACAACAAGAUUGGCCAGAUCAGCAAUAAGACCUUCAUUGGCCUAUCCGCCGUUACUGUGCUCAAUCUGCGUGGCAAUCUGAUCUCGGAGCUGCAUCAGGGCACAUUCUCUCCACUGCUCAAAAUCGAGGAGCUGAAUCUGGGCGAGAAUCGCAUUGGCUUCAUCGAUCCAAAGGCCUUCGAUGGACUGAAACAGCUGCGCAUUUUGUAUUUGGAUGACAAUGCGCUGACCACAGUGCCAGAUCCCGUCCUAUUCCAGGCCAUGCCAAGCCUGGCUGAACUUUUCCUCGGCAUGAACUCCCUGCUAACCAUCCAAUCGGGCGCAUUCAAGGAUCUGAAGGGCUUGACUCGCCUGGAGCUGAAGGGCGCCAGCCUGCAGAACAUCUCGCAUGACAGCUUCUUGGGUCUGGAGGAGCUGCGCGUCUUGGAUCUCUCCGACAAUCGGCUGCCACGUAUUCCCUCUGUGGGCCUCAGUCACUUGGUGCGCCUGGAACAGCUAUCGCUGGGUCAGAAUGACUUCGAGCUGAUCAGCGAGGGCGCCUUCGUGGGCCUGAAGCAGCUGAAGCGUUUGGAUAUCAACGGAGCUCUGAAGCUGAAGCGCGUGAUGACAGGCGCCUUUGCGGCCAAUGGAAAUCUGGAGUACUUGAAUUUGUCAUCCAACAAAAUGCUCGUGGAGGUGCAAGAGGGCGCACUCAGUGGAUUGCCUCAUCUGCGUCAUGUUGUGCUGAAAGCCAAUGCCUUGACCUCUCUGGCUGAGGGUCUGUUCCCAUGGAAGGAUUUGACUACUUUGGAUCUGUCUGAGAAUCCGCUGUCCUGCGACUGUCGCGUCAUGUGGUUGCGCAAUUUGUUGGUAGCUAAAAAUGCCAGCCAAGAGGAUCAACUGGCUGAGCUGCUCUGCGAGUUCCCAGAACGUCUGCGUGGCGAGGCACUGAAGCAUCUGAAUCCCACGCUCAUGGGCUGCACACACUCCGAUCCACGCAAACAGGCGCUGAUUGGCGCCCUGCUGGUGGGCUCUGCAGCCACGAUCACUGCCUUGGCGCUGGUUCUGUAUCGCUGCCGUCACAAGAUUCGCGAAUACCUCAAGGGCGGUGUCUGGGGCAACUCGGCACUAGGCCGCAAGGAGCGUGAAUAUCAGAAGACCUUCUGCGAUGAGGACUAUAUGUCGCGUCUGCAGCACCAUCCCUGCUCACUGGGCAUCCACUCCACCUUUCCCAACACCUAUACGGCACCACAUCAGGCAACGGCUGGAGGUCAUCAUCAUUAUGGCAUGUGCCCGAUGCCGAUCAACGACUUGAAUGCCGUCGAUGGCCAGCACAAGUUCCAGCAGCUGCAAGUGCCCAUGUCGGCGACGCUGAUGCACGAGAAGAAGCUGAAUAAUAACAAGAGCUUGGCGGGCAGCAUCGAUGACAGCGCCAGCUUUGUGUUGCACAUGAAGGCGGCAACCAUGGGACGCGACCAACAGCAGCAGCAGCAGCAGCAACUGGCGCAACAGCAGCAGCAACAACAUCCACAGCAGUCCAAGCUCAAUCACUAUACGAAGCCGCAGUUUCUGGCUGCCACAGCAACCGUUGCCGACUCUUGCUACUCGUAUGCGGAUGUGCCCAUGGUGCAUGCACCACAACAGCUGCGUGUCACCCACGAGCACUUCAAGCAGCGCGAACGAGAGCCGCGUGACUUCGAUGCGGAUGCCACCGGCGAAAUGAUGGAUCCCAAUUAUAUCUACAGCAAUGCACACUACUCGCUGCCCCUCGAGCAAAUGGGACGCAGCAAGACACCCACGCCACCACCACUGCCGCCAGCGUUGCCGCUGAGGAAUGGCCUGUGCGCCACCACCGGACGUCGCUCCUUCCAGCACAAGUCCACACACAACAACAAUACGAGCACCAUGCGCCAGUUCACGCACUGAUCCUCGGAGCACUAUCGUCGCAGGCAGCUAAGCAUUUACGCUUAGUCCGUCGUGUCGUUGUCAACUGUGAUGCCAAUACUUAAAGCCUAAACCCGCACCCGCCCCGCCCUCUCCCAAUGACUCCCCCCAACAAGCACUUAUGCGUAAUCUGAAGAAAUUGUAGUAGUAGAGCACAUAAGAUACUAACGAGCGGCGUUUACACGUGUCAGAUCACGAUCAAUCGAAAUAUUAUAUUAUCUUACACAAUAUAUUAGAAUAUAUAUAACUGAUAACUGUAUAUCUGUAAUCGACAAGGUUUUCUC
Molecule: messenger RNA, 2937 nt
Organism: Drosophila hydei
Lineage: Eukaryota; Metazoa; Arthropoda; Insecta; Diptera; Drosophilidae
Product: protein slit
Exons: 2
Coding region: 392-2635 (747 amino acids)
Molecular function (GO): protein binding
Source: RefSeq, a predicted model, not a curated record